Salarias fasciatus (jewelled blenny) is the source of this 13799-nucleotide messenger RNA. Its product is annotated as ankyrin-3-like. Bases 289 to 12504 code for a protein of 4071 amino acids. Gene Ontology annotation, molecular function: protein binding. The transcript has 50 exons. Gene Ontology annotation, biological process: signal transduction. NCBI's taxonomy places the organism in Eukaryota, Metazoa, Chordata, Actinopteri, Blenniiformes, Blenniidae. The record is from RefSeq and is a predicted model, not a curated record.
GUGUGUGUGUGUGUGUGUGUGUGUGUGUGUGUGUGUGUGAGAAAGUGGGUGUGAGCAGCUGAGCGAGUUGGUCGCUGUGCGCGCUCCGCUCUGAGUGGCCGCCACUCCACAGUUCCCCGCUCAUCCAUGCUGGACUAAAAACCUUUUUCUUUCUGUGUUUCUUUUUUUUUUUUUUUUGUCAGUUUUUUGGGGGAUUCAUUCACAGCUGUUUGGGAUUCUUUCUCUUUCUCACACACACACGCACACACACACACACACACACACACGCACUCCUCAACAGCUGCUGAAAUGAGCGAGGAGGCUAAAGAGAAAGCUUCGGGGAAGUCGGCUCAUCGUAAGAAGAAAGGGAAGAAGACGGAUGUGAACGCCUGCUACCUGCGAGCGGCCCGGGCGGGAAACCUGGAGAAGGCUCUGGACUACCUGAAGAAUGGAGUCGACAUUAACAUCUGCAACCAGAACGGCCUCAACGCUCUGCAUCUGGCGUCCAAGGAGGGCCAUGUGGAAGUGGUGGCCGAGCUCAUCAAGCAGGGCGCCAACGUGGACGCGGCCACCAAGAAAGGAAACACGGCGCUGCACAUCGCGUCGCUCGCCGGCCAGACGGACGUGGUGAAGGAGCUGGUCACCCACAGCGCCAACGUGAACGCCCAGUCCCAGAAUGGCUUCACCCCGCUGUACAUGGCUGCACAGGAGAACCACAUGGACGUGGUUCAGUUCCUAUUGGACAACGGCUCCAGUCAGAGCAUCGCCACAGAGGACGGCUUCACCCCCCUGGCGGUGGCGCUGCAGCAGGGCCACGACCAGGUGGUUUCCCUCCUGCUGGAGAACGACACCAAGGGGAAGGUGCGGCUCCCCGCGCUGCACAUCGCCGCCCGGAAGGACGACACCAAGGCGGCCGCCCUCCUCCUGCAGAACGACCACAACGCCGACGUGGAGUCCAAAAUGAUGGUGAAUAGAACAACAGAGAGCGGCUUCACCCCUCUGCACAUCGCGGCUCACUACGGGAACAUCAACGUGGCGACGCUGCUGCUGAACCGGGGCGCGGCCGUGGACUUCAAGGCCAGGAAUGACAUCACGCCGCUGCACGUAGCGUCCAAACGUGGCAACAGCAACAUGGUCCGCCUGCUGCUGGAGCGAGGCGCCAAGAUCGACGCCAGAACCAAGGACGGCCUGACUCCUCUCCACUGUGGCGCUCGCAGCGGCCACGAGCAGGUGGUGGAGAUGCUGCUGGACAGAGGAGCUCCCAUCCUGUCCAAGACCAAGAACGGCCUGUCUCCGCUGCACAUGGCCACGCAGGGCGACCACCUCAACUGCGUCCAGCUGCUGCUGCACCACGAGGUCCCGGUGGACGACGUGACCAACGACUACCUGACGGCGCUGCACGUCGCCGCCCACUGCGGCCACUACAAGGUCGCCAAGGUCAUCGUGGACAAGAAGGCCAAUCCCAACGCCAAGGCUCUGAAUGGCUUCACCCCGCUGCACAUCGCCUGUAAGAAGAACCGAGUGAAGGUGAUGGAGCUGCUGCUGAAGCACGGAGCGUCCAUCCAGGCCGUCACCGAGUCCGGCCUGACGCCGAUCCACGUCGCCGCCUUCAUGGGACACGAGAACAUCGUCCACCAGCUGAUCAACCACGGCGCUUCGCCCAACACCAGCAACGUGAGGGGAGAGACGGCGCUCCACAUGGCAGCGAGGGCGGGACAGUCCAACGUGGUUCGAUAUCUGGUGCAGAACGGAGCACGGGUCGACGCCAAGGCCAAGGACGAUCAGACUCCGCUGCACAUCGCCAGCCGGCUGGGGAAGCCCGACAUCGUGCAGCAGCUGCUGGCCAGCGGCGCCUUCCCGGACGCCGCCACCAGCUCGGGAUACACCCCCCUCCACCUGGCGGCCAGGGAGGGACACCGCGACAUCGCCGCCGCGCUGCUGGACAACUCGGCCAGCCUGGGCGUCACCACCAAGAAGGGCUUCACUCCGCUGCACGUCGCUGCCAAGUACGGGAAGCUGGAGGUGGCCAACCUGCUGCUGCAGAAGGGCGCGGCGCCCGACGCCGCCGGGAAGAGUGGACUAACUCCACUGCAUGUGGCGGCGCACUAUGAUAACCAGAAGGUGGCGCUGCUCCUGCUGAACCAGGGAGCCUCGCCGCACGCCGCUGCCAAGAACGGCUACACUCCGCUCCACAUCGCGGCCAAGAAGAACCAGAUGGAGAUCACCACCACGCUGCUGGAGUACGGCGCCUCCACCAACGCCGUGACCCGGCAGGGCAUCACUCCGCUGCACCUGGCCGCCCAGGAAGGCAACGUGGACAUCGUGACGCUGCUGCUGGCUCGAGACUCGCCCAUCAACGUGGGCAACAAAUCCGGACUGACUCCGCUCCACCUGGCUGCCCAGGAGGAUAAAGUCAACGUCGCCGAGGUGCUCGUCAACCAGGGUGCCGCCGUCGACCCCGAGACCAAGCUGGGCUACUCUCCGCUCCAUGUGGCCUGUCACUAUGGCAACGUGAAGAUGGUCAACUUCCUGCUGAAAAACCAGGCCAAGGUCAACGCCAAGACAAAGAACGGAUACACACCUCUCCAUCAGGCCUCGCAGCAGGGACACACACACAUCAUCAACCAGCUGCUGCACCAUGGCGCCUCGCCCAACGAGCUCACCGCCAAUGGGAACAGUGCUCUGUCCAUCGCCCGGCGGCUGGGCUACAUCUCUGUGGUCGACACUCUGAAGGUGGUGACGGAGGAAACUCUGACCACGCAGACCGUGAUCGAGAAGCACAAGAUGAACGUCCCGGAGACCAUGAACGAGGUGUUGGACAUGUCUGACGACGAAGUCCGUAAAGCCAAUGUCCCCGAAAUGAUCACUGAGGACUAUUUUUCUGAUGUGGAAGAAGAGAUGGAUGUUGGAAACAUCUGCGUCAGCUACUCCUGUGACGAUGCGAUGACGGGGGACACGGACAAGUAUCUGGCCCCCCAGGACCUGCGGGAGCUGGGGGACGACUCGCUGCCUCAGGAGGGCUACAUGGGCUUCAGCGUGGGCGCUCGCUCGCAGAGUCCCAAAGUCAGUUCUGAUAGGUCCAACACUCUGAACCGCAGCUCCUUCACCCGGGACAGCAUGAUGAUCGAGGAGAUGCUGGCGCCCUGCAAGGAGACGAAGCUCUGCAAGGAAAGGUCUUUCAUUGUAGAGCACCGCAAUAAGCAUCUGUCCGUGGCGAAGGACUUCGACGGCGACUCUCUGAGGAGGUACAGCUGGACGGCGGACGCGCUGGACAACGUCAACCUGGUGUCCUCGCCCAUUCACUCCGGUUUUUCCUCUCCGCUCCCGCAGUACGACAGCAGGUUCCUGGUCAGCUUCAUGGUGGACGCCCGCGGCGGCUCCAUGAGGGGAAGCCGCCACAACGGCAUGCGCAUCAUCAUCCCGCCCCGGAAGUGCACGGCGCCCACCAGGAUCACCUGCCGCCUGGUCAAGAGGCACAAGCUGGCGUCGCCGCCGCCCAUGGUGGAAGGGGAGGGGCUGGCCAGCCGGCUGGUGGAGGUCGGGCCGGCCGGAGCGCAGUUCCUCGGGCCGGUGAUCGUGGAGAUCCCGCACUUCGGCUCGAUGCGGGGCAAAGAGAGGGAGCUGAUCCUGCUGCGCAGCGAGAACGGCGAGAGCUGGAAGGAGCAUCUGUACGACUGCAAGACCGACGACCUCAACCAGCUGCUCAACGGCAUGGACGAAGAGCUGGACAGCGUGGAGGAGCUGGAGAGGAAGAGGAUCUGCCGAAUCAUCACCAAGGACUUCCCACAAUACUUUGCGGUGGUGUCUCGGAUCAGACAGGAGACCAAUCAGAUGGGACCGGAGGGCGGGACUCUGUGCAGCCGCAGCGUGCCGUUGGUCCAGGCGUCCUUCCCCGAGGGGGCGCUAACCAAGAAGAUCAAAGUGGGGCUGCAGGCACAGCCGGUGCCCGACGACACCGUGAAGAAAAUCCUGGGCAACCGGGCGACCUUCAGCCCCAUCGUCACCGUGGAGCCGCGGAGGAGGAAGUUCCACAAGCCCAUCACCAUGACGAUCCCAGUCCCGCCCCUUUCAGGAGAGGGUCUGACCAACGGCUACAAGGGAGACUGCACCCCCUGCCUGCGGCUGCUCUGCAGCAUCACAGGCGGGACGUCGCCGGCGCAGUGGGAGGACAUCACGGGCACGACUCCGCUCACGUUCGUCAACGACUGCGUCUCCUUCACCACCAACGUCUCGGCCAGGUUCUGGCUCGCCGACUGCCAUCAGAUCCCGGAGACGGUGGGCUUGGCCUCGCAGCUGUACCGGGAGCUGAUCUGCGUGCCGUACAUGGCCAAGUUCGUGGUGUUCGCCAAGAUGAACGACCCGGUGGAGUCCAGGCUGAGGUGCUUCUGCAUGACUGACGACAAGGUCGACAAAACCCUGGAGCAGCAGGAGAACUUCGAGGAGGUGGCCAGGAGCAAAGACAUCGAGGUUCUGGAGGGCCGGCCCAUCUACGUGGACUGCUACGGAAACCUGACCCCUCUGACCAAAACCGGUCAGCAGUUACUUCUGAACUUCUACGCCUUCAAGGAGAACCGGCUGCCCUUCUGCGUCAAGGUUCGAGAUCCCAGUCAGGAGCCCUGCGGCCGUCUCACUUUCCUCAAAGAGUGUAAGACUUUAAAAGGCCUCCCGCAAACGGCCGUGUGUAACCUGAACAUCACACUCCCCGCCGUCAAGAAGGAAACGGAGUCAGAUGCCGAGGAUGAGACUGAAAAGCCAGAGCGACGUCAUACCUUUGCAUCGCUAGCCUUACGUAAGCGCUACAGCUAUCUGGCCGAGCCUGCACUGAAAACAGCACUUGAGCGAAGCGCAGCAGCAAGAACACUGCCUGGUGGUUACCCUCACAAACCUGUCUUUCCAACCAGAACUUUCCCACCAUGGUCGACUGCUCCUAUUACCGUCCCUGGCCAAACAAGGCCCGUCGGAGUGGGGAGUUCCCUCACCCCUACCGAUUCACCGACAGGCUCACCAGCUGCUUCUCCAUUAAAAUCCACCUGGCCCCCCUCAGCACCGUCACCUGCAUGCGCCGCAACUAUCAAAGCCACUCUCGGAGCUUCGCCACCAGGACCUUCCAGUUCAUCCCCAGUGAAAUCAGUCAUUGAAAUAGCGUCUUCAUCCCCCAUCAGGUCUUACAGGACUAUGCCCUCCCCUAUCAAGACUGUUGUUCAGCCGGGUCAGUACCCGGUCCAGGGCUCUGCCAGUCUUGUUUCCUCUGGAAGUCCAAGCAAACCUGCCACAGAUCCAGCGUCUAUCAAAAGUCUUGCUUCUGCAUACACAUCACGGACUUCACCGCUUCACUCGAUACCUAACGGAUCUUCAGCGCCCGGUCCUGCUUCAUCAAAAGCCUCAUACAGCAUGUACAACUCCAGCCUGCCUUAUAAAACGCCCCUUGCUUCCACAAUGGCGACAGAUGCCGGGACACCAACCCUUUCCCCUGUUAAAACCAGCCUUUCCUCGUUAAAGCCCUCUGUAGAUCCACUUUCACCUCGAACGGGAAGGUCGCCUCUCUCGUCUCUCUCCUCAGCAGGUCAGACAACCAUCGCUUCCUCAGAACUCUCCAUGAUGAACGGAUCAGCGUCGCCCGUUAAAUAUCCGUCCUCCUCCUCCACGCCAUCCUCUCCUUCUUCUCGGCUUCUCUCGGAGAGAAGCAGCAGCCUUCAGGAGAGGAUCCAGGCCACAACCCAGGCAGCGACCUCGGGGGUCAGCGCUGCCAUAAACGAAGCUAUAGACUCGUACUCCGUCUCGGGCUAUGGCACUCUCAAAUCCCUGUCCUCCUCACGGAGAUCUGCAACGGCGGCCUCUGCUUAUGGUUCACUGAGAUCUCCUGCCUCCCCGAGUGCAGCAGUCUCAUCCAGUACUGUCACUGUACCUGUUUAUUCAUUGGUUAAUGUUAUCCCAGAGACCCCUGUCAAACCAGGGCCUGGGUCCCUCAAAAUGGCGCUUCCCGAUUCCCCACGUGCUUCAUCGUCAUCUUCCGCUAUGUCUUCCUGUGUUACUGCAACAAAGCUUAAGUCCCAGUUAAAAUCCCCUCCAUUUAUCACUCCUCCUAUCAUCCACCCAACUGCAGCUUCCAAUCAUGAGAUACUGAGAGAUGUAGCAGACAUGAAACAGGACCUGAUCAGAAUGACAGCAAUCCUCCAGACAGACACACAGACAGCAGCUAAAACUGUCCAGACGUCACAAACCGGCACGCCAAAAGAGACCAAGUUAGAGGAUGAAGAGCCAUUUACGCUAGUGGAGAAAGUGAAAGAAGAUUUAGUCAAAGUUAGUGAGAUUUUACAGAAAGAUAUGAGUGAAGGUAAGACGGUUUCAGGUAAAGACAGAGCUUCAGAGGAUGAUUGGGAGGAAUUUUCCAAAGAUGAAAUUGAAGAGGCACAAAGAAGUAUCCUCUCAGACUAUUUUGAUGAAAAUACGCUGCUUCUGAAGCACCAGGCCAUGACUAGCAAAGACUUAGAUUUGGCAAAAGUAGUGGACUAUUUAACAAAUGACAUCGGUGCAAGCUCCCUUUUAAAAAUGGCCGAGCUAAAAUCUAGGUAUGAGGAGGAAACGAAAAGGGAGGGAGAAGGAGAGGAGAAACAGAAACGUGUUCUGAAACCGUCCAUGACAAUACAAGAACACAAACUCAAAAUGCCUCCUCCAGUCUCAGGCAUGCUCAGGUCUCCUUCAGAGAAGGACCUCAGCAAACUAGCCGAGUCGUAUCAGGGUUCAGACACUAUUUUGGAAUCACCUGAGGACCUGUCCCAUGAGCAGGAUAAGAGUCCAUUGUCAGAUAGUGGAUUUGAGACCAGGAGUGAGAAAACCCCUUCUGCUCCCCAGAGUGCAGAAAGCACAGGACCGAAGCCUUUGUUCACUGAUUCACCAAUCCCACCCUGCGUCACUGAGACCAGGACGGAAGUUGUCCACAUUAGGAGUUUUGAGCAGCCUGAUGAACCUUGUGAACCUGGACUUAUGGAAGAAGCUGCAUCUGCACUUCCAGCUAUAGAGCCUGAAGUGGCUUUAGCGAGCUCCAGCAAAGCUCUGCAAAUGAAAAUACCAGAAGAAGAUACAAUGAACAAAAGCAUGUGUCUUAAAGAGGAAACUCAUAUUACUACUACCACCAGAAUGGUCUAUCACAAGCCCCAGCUGACUGACGGCACAGAGCUGAUAGAAGAAGCCAUGUCAGUAAGAGAUAUCAUGAAAGCCUUCCAGUCAGGUAGAGACCCGUCGAAAGAGCUGGCCGGCCUUUUCGAACACAAAGCUAGUCAGGAUUCUGUUAAAGGUGAUGAGUUGACACCAAGAUUUCUUGACCGAGACAUUAAGUCCAAGCCUAAAGUUGAGAGGAUAAUUGAGGUUCAUAUUGAAAAGGGUCACAGCACGGCAGAACCCACUGAGGUUAUUAUCAGAGAAACCAAGAAACACCCUGAGCUUUACGUCUAUAAAGGUGACCGGGGAAUUAGGGAACUCACUGACUAUGAUGAGGCUCAACAGGAAGAGGAGGAGCUUACUGCCGAAGAAACUUUGCCCUCCUUCCUGGAAACGUCCCGCGUUAACACCCCAGUGUCACAGGAGGAAGACAGUCGCCCGAGUUCCGCCCAGCUAAUCGCAGACGAUUCGUAUAAAGCACUGAAACUGUUGAGCCAACACUCUGUAGAAUACUGUGAUGACGAGCUAUCGGAGAUUCGAGGGGAGUCUUAUAGGUUUGCUGAGAAAAUGCUACUCUCAGAGAAACUUGAUGUGUCUCCGCUUUCUCACUCCGACACGGAGGAAACCACGGCUGACAAAAGCCGGCCCCCAGUUUCCGACGAUAGAGGUAGCCGGGGCACUGAGGGUGUGGGACACGGUAGCCCAAAACGAGAGUUUGUCUCAAAGCCGUCCAAAGACGGAACUCCGAAGUCGGGUAAAUACUUGCACAGAGAUGAGCCAUCUCAGUUUGAUAAGGUGACAGUGCUCCAUUACUCCACAGAACAAGGCAGCCCCAAACAUGCAGUUUGGAUGCGAUUUACAGAGGAUAAACAUGACAGGAGCAGGGAUAAGCUGCUUUAUGAGGACAGGGUGGAUCAAACUGUGAAAGAAGCCGAGGAAAAACUCAGCGAGGUAUCGCAGUUCUUCCGCGACAAAACCGAGAAGCUGAACGACGAGCUGCAGUCCCCUGAGAAAAAACCAGUACGACGGGGGCUAAAGGAGCCCAGGUCCUGGCCUAGCUCAGCCUGCAGCAGUCCCGAAAAAACACAGCAGAAACCUAAAGCAGGAGAGGAGGGAUUCAAAAGCAAACUCAGGGAGCCUUCAGUCAAUAAAGUGUAUGGUAGUGCGACAGCAGCUGAGAAGAAAAGCUAUAGCUUACCAAGCAGCCCGCAAAAAAGUGUUCUCUCUCAUAUGGGUGAGGAACAAAUCAAACAAACCAAAAUCAGUGAGUCUGAACCGUCUUCUCCCGCUCAUACAAAGUCAACAUCUAAAGUAAGUGCAGUAAGAAUGAAAUUUGAAUCUGAGGCUCAGAAAAUCGUUCAGUCCAGUCCAACUAAAACUCCUCCCCCCGUUCAGCCAAAACCUUCAGUGAAGAAAUUACAAGAGAGCAAGCUUCCUGUUUAUCAGUUUAUUUCUGGAGGAAAACCCAGAGUGGCUGAUACGUCAGAAGAAAACCAGAAAAAAGACAUUGAGAAAGAGGCAGAUGUAAGUAAACCUGCUUUGAUGUCAACAUCUAAAGUGCCAAAAGCAGACAAGCUGCCUAAUAAAAAUAUCUCCGAAGCAUCAGUACAAAGUAGUGACUGUAAGACUGCCAAAAUUACUGCUAAAGUGAAAGACAUUAAGUUGACUGUUACUCAGGAUAUUAAAGAAAGCAAUAAAGUUCAGAUGUCAGUCAGUCAAGAUACUGCUAAAUUAGAAGAAAAAGGCAGCAGUGCAAAAACGCUUCAACAAAUCCCAAAAGCUGAAUCACCUUCCAAGGAGAAAAUAGUCCAGUUACCUAAACAGGAUGGUGAGGAACCAGUCAAUAAAAACCUCAGAAAAAGGACAGAAUCACAGAUUCCUGUGAGAACACCGUCCCUCUCUUUAGAUAAUGACCUGACAAAGAAACAGACAACAACUAAACCCUCACAAAUUCCUACACUAUCUAAAGUCAAGAGUCCUGAGAAAGCCCCACCGAAAACAGAUUUAACCUUCGAAAUUCUUGAUAAUGCUCCCAAAGAUUCGAAUUCUAAUAACCUUCCGAGCCCGAGAGAAAUGCUAGAGAAAGUCAUAACACCUCCGGUUGCCGUGACAACAAAAGAGAACUUCAAGGGCAUCAAAACAUUGCCAGUUUACGUUGGUGUCCAGGUGGGGCGGCAGGCAGAGAGGGAAGCCAAAGGAGCCGUUUCCAUCGUGAGACAGAAAUCAAAUUCGGGACUCAGUCCCAUCAGUCCGGACGAUGACACACUGGAGCAGGUCUCUUUCAUGGACAGCUCAGGGAAAAGCCCCCUGACCCCAGAGACCCCCAGCUCCGAGGAGAUCAGCUACGACCUCACGUGUCGGACCCCUGACGGCUUUAUGGGAUUCAUGCCGGGAAAACCAAGCACCAUCAUGGAAGUUUCUGAGGAAUCAGAAGAAGACAAUCAGGGCAAGGUUGCUUUUCCUUUCGGAGAAAUCAAAAGAGAAAGUGAAACUAGUGCCCGUGUUACCCAAGCAGACCUCGCUAACGCUAAUAAAGAAGACACACAGGUUCUUGAUAACCAGCAGGAAUUAGCCGAUGAUUUAGAACAGGAAGAAAAGACAGUCAUUGAUCAAAUAACGUUGCAGGAGCACCAAGAAGUUUCGAAAGAUAAAGGUAUCGCUUAUAUCGAGUUUCCUCCCCCUCCCCCUCUGGACUCGUCUUCAGAAAUGUCAGAUCCGGAGAGGAAAGGUUCCUGCGCCUCUUCAGAGACUGAGACAGAAAUGAUGGAGGUGAACUUGCAGGAAGAACACGACAAGCAUCUGCUCAUCGAGCCAAUUAUUCGCAUACAGCCUCCUUCCCCAGUUCCCCCCGAGGGGGAUGACAGUCAGUCAAAUGCUGAAGAUGCAGACAAGGAUGAUGAUGAUGAUGAUGAGUCAAUCUUCCAGCCAAUCCCAUGUAAGAAAUUCUCUUUUAAAGCUCCUGAGGAGGAGGAGAAGAGGAAGGAGAAAGAAAAGGCAGCCAAACUCAAAAAACACGAUAAAAAUGGGAACAACAAAGACCAUCAUAAUGGGACAAACGGCAGCAACGGUUCCAGCAACGGUGCUAAAGUCUCAAAUGGAAAAGUCGAGGACUAUGAAUAUGAACAAAAUGGAAAUGACCAGUCAAUAACAGACUGUUCAAUAGCAACAACGGCAGAAUUUUCCCACGACACAGAUGCAACAGAGAUAGACUCCCUAGAUGGAUAUGAGCUUCAGGAUGAGGACGACGGCCUGUGUGAGCAGGCAGAUCUACGGCUGUUCGGACUUCCGGACAGCCGAAGGGACGUUUGGGCGACAGAGACGUAUCGGUCCACUGACCGCUCUUUUCCCCCUACCAAACUUGAAGUGAUUGAAGAGGAGAAAACCCCCGAGGAAUGCCAAAAGGACACUUUGAAAAAAGACCCCCCUUCAAAUGGGGGCAAACCUGAUGGUGUUAGUAAAGAUGGAGGUAAAGGUCAGGAACAAAAGCAUUCAGAUAAAGAGGGCUUUUCAGACACUUAUUUUAGUUACAAGUUGGAAGAGGAGUUUAACUCUCCUUUCAAGACUGUUGCCACCAAAGGCCUAGACUUUGACCCCUGGCCCAAUAAAAGUGGCGAAGAAGAGGUUGUUGACAUGGGAGGGGCACGGGGAAGCAAUGGUGAGCCGAAGCCAUUCGGACUGGCGGUGGAAGACCAGUCCCAGGCGACCACGCCAGACACGACCCCGGCCCGAACGCCAACGGACGAUAGCACGCCGACGAGCGAGCCAAACCCAUUCCCCUUCCAUGAAGGGAAGAUGUUUGAGAUGACGCGCAGUGGUGCGAUUGACAUGAGCAAGAGGGACAUGGUGGAGGAGAGGCUCCAGUUUUUUCAGAUUGGCCCUCAGAGUCCCUGUGAGAGGACAGACCUCCGGAUGGCCAUAGUGGCCGACCACCUCGGACUCAGCUGGACUGAGCUGGCCAGGGAGCUGGAUUUCUCUGUGGAAGAGAUCAACUUCAUCAGAGUGGAGAACCCCAACUCCCUGACAGCACAGAGCUUCAUGCUCCUAAAGAAAUGGGUGCACAGGGAGGGUAAAAACGCCACAACGGACGCUCUAACCGCGGUGCUGACUAAGAUCAAUCGGUUGGAUAUUGUGACUUUGCUGGAAGGGCCCAUAUUUGACUACGGUAACAUUUCAGGCACACGCUGCUUUGCCGAUGAUAACGCAGUAUUCCCGGAUCAGUCCGAUGGGUACCACAAUAUAGACCUGGAGCUGCAGACCCCCUCAGACCUCAGCUACGUGCCCCCCACCCCUCUGCGCUCGGACGACUUCUUUAGCGAGGGCGACGCUAGCGUAGAGUCCCCUAGCAAGGCGGCGCCCGCCAGGCCUAGCGACCUCUCCCUCACUCAGACCACCAGUACGUCCAGCAGCGACCCCCCCACCGUGGCCCCUCGGAGCGGCUCCAACGCCGCCCGGCCGCCCGUCGUCCGGCCCGAGGACGCCGCCCCGACCGAGCCGGCUCCGGAUAACGACCGCAGGGCGGCGGAGCGGUCAGGAGGGGGCGCUGAGGCGGAGCCGGCGGAGGGGCGGGGGCUCGCUCUGAAGAGGCAGGUAGGAAACCUGAAAGACGAGGCGGCCUCGGACGGGAGGGAGGAGGACGAGGAGAUGACCCCGGAGAGGCUGCAGAGUCUGCUGGACGACAUCCAGCUGGAGGGGGGCGCGGAGGAGGACGAGGAGAUGACGGAGGAGAGGGUGAACGCCAUCCUCCAGCAAGUGCGCCAAGCAGAACGAGACCUGUGUUCAGUUCCAGGCUGGAGCGAGACGGCGGCCGCCAGCGGAGAGGCCGCGGCGCCCGGAGCCAGUCCCGAGGAGGGCAGCCCCGACAGUCUGGCCGAUUCUCUGGAGCAGCCCCCCCUCCGGACCGACAGGCUGAACGGCGAAGCGGCGAGGAGUAAAGGCCCUCAGGACGGCGGCGGCGGCGGCACGGCCGGACCAAGCAGAGCCCAGCAGGACGGCGGAGACCGGUCCCAGCACAAAGCCCAGGGGGAGGAGGCCAGAAACAUUCCGGGGGAGUCUGUGACGGAGGAGCAGUUCACAGACGAAGACGGGAAUCUGGUCACCAGAAAAGUGAUCAGAAAGGUGGUGCGCCGGGUUUACAACACUGAGGAGAGGCGGGAAAGUGAAGGGGAGGUAAUAGCAGACGAGGCUGAUGGUGCUGCUGGUGGUGGAGCUGCUGGUGCUGCUGGGGGAGGAGGGGGAGGAGGUGGUGGUGCAGCCGCUCCAUCCUCGGCGGGGAAAAGCAAGAAGAAGUCAAAGCGCUCCCGCCACAAGGAGGAGAGAGGGAAGACUGAGCCCGGAGACAAGAAACAAGGGAAGAAGAGUCAGUCGUAACGGGAGCGCUCCCACCGACACCUGGUGGGCGCCCUCCACCUGCCACCCCACACUCGACCUCGGGGGAGGAACCGCGACCCGGAGCCCCGAUGAGAAUCGAUCCGGUCGACCCUCAGCGUGUCUCCAGCUUCCACUUCGACGAAAAAAACAGAAAAACGCAUGUUUUUUUUUUUCUUUAUUCUUUUUUUUUUUUUUUUUUUUUUCUGCGAGAGCGAUUUCCUUUCCUUUGAUUUCGCAUGAGCAUGUCACUAAAACUCACGAGCCGGCCGGACGGCGGCGGCGGCGGCGGCGGCAGGACGCGCAUGGACGUGAGCGGGAACUUUCUCCUGAAGCGGCACGAAGCCAGACGAGAAAAUGAAAAUGAGAACGAAAUAAAGCGGACUGUGAGACGGACUCUCAGACACUCGCCUUACACGGUCCGCCGCAGCACCUGCUUCUUUUAUACACACCCAGUCCAACGGCGGAUUUUCUUUUCUCCUUGUAUAUAAAUGACACUGUACAAAAAGAAUCAGUAGCUUCACAGAUUGUUUAUGCACUGAUUUGCGUUGAUGAAGCUUUGCAGACUUUGUAUUGAGAGCAGGGUGUGGGUGUGUGCGUGUGUGCGUGUGCGCGUGUGAGACCUGACAUGCUCUUCCUGAUACCACAAAAAAAAAAACACAAAAGGCAAACGAACAGCUUGAUUUGAAGCCUUUCCUUUUAACUCGGUCGUCUGGGAUUCUUUGCUGCAUGUGUCGUCGUCACUUUAUGGUUCUUUUAAUUUUAAUUUUAAUUUUAUUUUCCUUCUGAUUGGAAGCACUGCUCAACACUUCCAGUUCUUCUGUCUGCACUCAUCACAGAACCAUCAAUCCUGUCAUUUAUUACUGUUUUUUUUUUUCUUUUUAACAAGCAGAAAACACACACUCCACUAAAACUGUCCCCGAAUAUAACUGCAGACGAGUGUGUGUGUGUGAGUGUGUGUGUGUGUAACAUCCAAUACUACAAGUUCAAGCUUUUAGGUCGACUGUGGUUUUAACAAAAAGGGGACGUGUUUGUUUUGUUAUUUUAGGUGAAGACAGAGAAAAUGACUUUCAGCCCGAACUCUUUGUACAAACAGCUGGAAUCUGUCGCUCGCUCACUUUUCAAAGGGGAUUUUCUGUUUCCGUUCUCGUGUAAAUCUCUUUUCUUUUCAUACCGAUCCACCCGCAGCGUCUGUUUGUUCAAUCUCUGGUACCGACAUGUAUGACGAACCAACAUAGCCUACACUGGAUGAUCCAAGUAAUUAUUUAAGCAGAAGAAUAAAUUGUGUUUAAACUGAA